CCACGAGCACUGGGACCAUCCCAGCAGCAACUGGGAUCUGGAAGUUUUCCCUCUGUCAUAGAGUCGACACCAGGAAACUCAAUCCACAGACAUGUUACUGACAGAUCAUGGAGUUAUGUCUGAGUUAGUUUUUAUGAAGGCACCUCCCUCCUCGCUCACCUCCUCCUGAGCAGGAGUCCAUCAGAUCAGACCCAUUACACGACCUAUCCUCUCUUGUUUGCUCACUGCAGAUACCCUGGCAGUCAAUGUAUCCUCAGGCUAAGCCAAACAAGCUGAUCAGCCAGUCACCUCUGUACACACAACCCCCCACUAAGAGGCUAAUGGCCGGGAUGUAUAAUCCUUCUCAAAACAACUACAGAGAUGCUAAUUGUGUCUCUCUAUAAAUACAGGUUGACUCCUUGUCCUCCUCCUUCCUGCGCCUGCUCCCUCGGGCACCAGUUUCUCUGAAUUACUCCAGUAGCAGGAAACCCUGAGUUGCUCGAGAGCCGCGGCAGAUAGAUGCUGAAAGUGUCACUGAAGUGAGGAGGAGAGAGCGCGCGGACUUUUACGCACCGGUGGACACAUCGACCCAUGCGCCCGAGGACCCUGCACAGCUUCUCCUGUGAGCUCCACCGCAGCGACAUGUUCCCGCUGCCCAUGUUCACCCCGGACCAGGUGGCUCGGGUGUGCGAGAACCUGGAGGAGACCGGGGACAUCGAGCGCCUCGGCCGGUUCCUCUGGUCCCUGCCCGCCGCCGUGCCGGGCUCCGCCGGGGAGGCGCUCAACCGGCACGAGUCGGUGAUGCGAGCCCGGGCGCUGGUCGCUUUCCACGGAGGAAACUUCGAGGCUCUGUACCAGAUCCUCCAGAGCCACAGGUUCACGCGCGAGUCGCACGCCAAGCUGCAGGACCUGUGGCUGGACGCGCACUACCGGGAGGCGGAGCGGCUCCGCGGCCGGCCGCUGGGCCCGGUGGAGAAGUACCGGAUCCGCAAGAAGUUCCCUCUGCCCCGGACCAUCUGGGACGGCGAGCAGAAGACCCACUGCUUCAAGGAAAGAACACGCAGUCUGCUGAGAGAGUGGUACCUCCAGGACCCGUACCCCAACCCGUCCAGGAAGCGGCACCUGGCCCAGGCCACCGGACUCACACCCACACAGGUCGGCAACUGGUUCAAGAACCGGCGCCAGAGGGACCGGGCCGCAUCUGCAAAGAACAGAUUGCAGCAGGAUCCGUCCCACCUUCCCUCGGAGAGCUCCCCGGACGGGUCCCUUCAGGAGCGUCGCCAUCACACCCACCUCCUCCCCCCCUCCCCUCGCCACCCGGGCAGCCCGGAGGCCAGCGACUGCAGCACCGAGGCCGAGCGCCGGGGCACCGGAGCCUCCACGCCGGAGAUCUCCGUCAGCAGCGACAGCGAGUUCGAGUCCUGAGAGGCCGGGACACUGCUCAGGGACAGACUCUUGUUUCCUGCAGGGACGAGAGCAGCGUCCGUCCUCAGACGUGUGAGACAGAGACAAUCUGUCUCACAGAGGAAGGUGGACGAGCACGGAGAGCUGCCGUGGCUCAGACGGA
Platichthys flesus (European flounder) is the source of this 1546-nucleotide messenger RNA. It is a transcript of the gene six7, whose product is annotated as SIX homeobox 7. The transcript has 3 exons. Gene Ontology annotation, biological process: regulation of transcription by RNA polymerase II; eye development. The record is from RefSeq and is a predicted model, not a curated record. NCBI's taxonomy places the organism in Eukaryota, Metazoa, Chordata, Actinopteri, Pleuronectiformes, Pleuronectidae. Gene Ontology annotation, cellular component: transcription regulator complex; nucleus. The coding region runs from base 571 to 1404 and encodes 277 amino acids. Gene Ontology annotation, molecular function: DNA-binding transcription factor activity, RNA polymerase II-specific; RNA polymerase II cis-regulatory region sequence-specific DNA binding.